Cuscuta campestris is the source of this 2491-nucleotide messenger RNA. Lineage: Eukaryota; Viridiplantae; Streptophyta; Magnoliopsida; Solanales; Convolvulaceae. The record is from the annotation of a GenBank genome assembly.
GUGUCACUUUAAGAGUUUUAUUUUAAUGACAGCUCAGAUUCCACGCGUCUUCUGCUUAUGGCUCCUACAACGGAAGACUUUCUGAAACAAAAUCAAUUACGUCUUCCGCUUCUUCGGCUCUUCGCAGGGCUAAAUCUCCACCAGAUCUUCAUCCCUGAUUAAUCUCCAAAAAUACACUGAUUUUCCGAUUAAUUUUCACCUAAGGAAAGGAAUCAACAGUCUCUGCUUCGCCAAAGGAAAGUUUCAAAGAUUUUGUCGAUUGCUCUACAAUUAGAUGCCGAUCUGGCCAAUCAGAUCCAUGGCUUAUCGUAUUCUCCGAUUAAAAAAAGGCAAGGAAUAUCAGUGCACACAUUCUUUUCCUUCUACUGUCGCUAAAAAGUUCAAGAGAAAAUUCUUCGAUCGGUCACCUUCGUCUCCUUCUGCGCAAAUUAAUGGCUUACUACAACAAUCAGAAGACAUACAAUCUCAAGUUGAAAUCAAGAAGACUUGAGGUAUAAAUCUGCUUAAUUUAGAGUUCAAUUUUAAACCCCUCUUUGUUAGUAAUUUGUUAUAUAUGGAGUAAAUACUACAGUCCGUACCUCUCCACUCAAUCCAAACAUGCUUGAGGAAAUUGUAAGUACAUUUACAUAGUGCUGCCAAGAACUUCAUGUUUGAGGAGGUGUGUGUUCUGCAAAAAGUAAUUUACUCCUUAAUUUAUGAGAUGAGCAUUUAGUUUUUCAUUUAAUAAUUUGCUGCUGGGUUUUAACAUAUACAAGAUAAAGACGGUUAAAGUAGAAAAAAUAUAGUCCUAAAGUUAUAUUGUUUUAUUAUUAUUUUGAUCAUUAGGCAGUCUAUGCUUUAAUUUGAUUGUGACAAAUCUGUAACUUUUUCCUUGGUCAACAUAUUUUAAAAAAAAACAUUCUAUCUGCCAAUUUGGCAACUGGUUUGCAGAUCACAUUACAAUACUAACUGUGAUCAUAUUGAUAAUUGCAUUAUCACAACAGUGAAGUGACACAGAGUGACAAUCCAUAUACUCAAGUGAUUAGUUGACAUUGGUAUCAUUAUUAGUCAUUUGCAUUCUUUGAGACCGCCAAUAUCCCAAUUUGCCACUACAUAUUUCAUUUGGAAUAAAAAAAAUCCAGUUAAAAGAAAAUUGUUUAAACCCUUGACAUGGCUAGGCCUCUUUUAUUUUGAAUACAUUGUUUGUCUUAUUUGUAUACUCAUGUAUUUUUUUUCAAAUCUCACCAUGGAAGUUUUGGCAAUCAAAAAGAGCUUGACGAACCCCUGCUUCGCAAGACGUAUCCUUUCAAGGUUAAGCUUAAGGGCUCUAAUUUGAUUACACGUCAUGUGUCCACGCGGCUGCUCAAGAGAGGAAACCGCUACCUCCGUCCUGGAUCCCAGAACCGAUUCUUCUGCUCUCUCGCGAGGACUGGGAAUCGAUUUUACAAGGAAAGAAAACCUGCAAGGAAACUACGGAUGAUUCAACUCUGAUUCCUCGUGCGUUAGAUCUUCACGGAAGGAAAGAACAUCCCUUUUACAGGUAAAAGAUCCAGGAUUAUUCCAAAUUACAUAUUGGAGACUUAGAGUAAAUUUGGCCGAUAGGCUUAAAAAUAAAUAAGUAAAAAAAAAAAAGGUAGACAGUCAGGCAGUUAGGCAGUUACUAGUUACAGACAGUUUUAUGACAGUUUCCAACAGAUGUGUUGGUUAGAAACUGUUGUGUCUAUUUGUAAUGGUUGUGUUGUUUAGUCCUCUAUUUAUAUGUAUGGGCACAUUGUUCUGGACAGCAGUUCCACAAUAAAAACACACUGUUUCUAUACUUUAGAUCUGUCAUUAUUUCUCUCAAUUGGUAUCAGAGCCCUGGUUAAGAAAAAAUCAAACACAGAUCUGUGAUCAGUAGUUGUCUUGCAAUACGCCUGAAAAACAAUAGUCUGUGAUGGAGGCCAUCAAUACUAAGAAAACAAACGAUGUUGUUGCUGUUACCCCAGUUCGAGAUGGAGGCUCGACAACGUACCAAUGUCCUGGAUGUCCAAUUUGAAGAAAACAGAGCGUGGGACUGGGCUAAAGAUUUGGAGACAGAGGGAAAUGAAAGUCAUGUUGAAUUUGUAGUUGAAAAUGAAGCUUGUGUGACUGGUCAAGGAUUGACUCAAAAUGGUGGCAGCCAACUCAAUACCUCACCCAAUCACACUGAAGACCCAAUCACACUGAAGACCUGACUGCUCCAAAUGUACAGAAUGGGUGUGAAUCUGUUAGCACACCGGAGAAUUGUUUGUUGUCUAACCUAAAGUCGCCUGCCUCGGUUCCAAGCACUCUUAUCAGCCCACUAAAUGUUCCUAACAGCCCGCAUGGGUUUGAAAAUCUUAGUACAUCAAGUGCAAGUCCUAUUUCAAGUUCACAUUACGAUGAUACACCCCCUCGAGGAUUUCGCCACCUAAAUGAUGUGUAUUCAAGAACUCAAUCGAUACAAGAGAAGGCUUUCAAUCCACCUCACUUUGAUGACGCAGAACUAUUACUA